Molecule: messenger RNA, 2668 nt
Organism: Archocentrus centrarchus (flier cichlid)
Lineage: Eukaryota; Metazoa; Chordata; Actinopteri; Cichliformes; Cichlidae
Gene: kcnj5
Product: potassium inwardly rectifying channel subfamily J member 5
Exons: 4
Coding region: 159-1481 (440 amino acids)
Biological process (GO): regulation of monoatomic ion transmembrane transport; potassium ion import across plasma membrane
Cellular component (GO): plasma membrane
Molecular function (GO): inward rectifier potassium channel activity
Source: RefSeq, a predicted model, not a curated record
AGGAGCUGGGUGGCAGGAGGGAGGCAGGAGGGCUGUUGUUUAUUGAACAAAGCCAGGAAAGGAGUGUGCAGUCCUGGGGAGAAGAGCCGCUGUGAAAUGCCUCGGAGGGAGCCUGCCAGCUACUCCUGCAGAGACCUGAAGGUGAGCUCCAGCUGAGGAUGGCAGGAGAUUCUCGAGUCCUAAUGGACCACAACAUGGAGAUAGGAGUCACCCCUGCACAGGUGAAGAAGCUUCCCAAACAUUUGAGGGAGCCUCAGAUCUCAACAGAGCGAACCCACCUGAUAUCUGACCCAGCAAAGAAGCCACGUCAGCGAUACGUGCAAAAGGAUGGCAAAUGCAACGUUCAUCACGGAAACGUGCAAGAGACCUACCGUUACCUCAGUGACUUGUUCACUACAUUGGUGGACCUACGCUGGCGUCUUAGUUUCUUUAUUUUCACAUUGGUCUAUGUAGUCAACUGGCUCUUUUUUGGGUUUCUGUGGUGGCUGAUUGCGCUCAUCCGUGGGGAUCUAGUGCAUGCUGAUGAGGAGGGCUGGACCCCCUGCGUGGAGAACCUCAAUAGUUUUGUCUCAGCCUUCCUCUUCUCCAUUGAAACGGAGACCACCAUUGGGUAUGGUUAUCGUGUAAUCACAGAAAAAUGCCCUGAAGGUAUUAUACUGCUUUUGGUGCAGGCCAUCUUGGGUUCCAUUGUUAAUGCCAUGAUGGUGGGCUGCAUGUUUGUCAAGAUUUCACAGCCAAAGAACCGUGCCGAGACCCUCAUGUUCUCACACAAUGCUGUCAUAUCGGUGCGAGAUAACAAGAUGUGCCUGAUGUUUCGGGUGGGGGACCUGAGGAACUCUCACAUUGUCGAGGCAUCAAUUCGAGCAAAGCUGAUCCGCUCGCAACAGACCAAAGAGGGGGAGUUCAUCCCGCUCAACCAGACUGACAUCAACAUCGGCUUUGACACAGGAGAUGACCGGCUGUUCUUGGUCUCACCACUCAUCAUCUCUCAUGAAAUAAACGAGAAGAGCCCCUUCUGGGAAAUGUCACUGGCGCAAAUGGAAAAGGAGGAGUUCGAGAUUGUGGUUAUUCUUGAGGGAAUGGUGGAGGCCACAGGGAUGACGUGUCAGGCACGAAGUUCCUACCUGGACACAGAGGUCCUGUGGGGGUACCGCUUCACUCCAGUGCUAUCGUUGGAGAAGGGCUUCUACGAGGUAGAUUACAACAACUUCCAUGAUGUCUAUGAGACCAACACCCCCACUUGCAGCGCCAAGGAGCUGGCGGCUAAGCUUCGCGAGGAGCCGUUAUUGCCCCAGCUUUCACUCCUCAGCCCUGAGCCCAAAAUGCAUACUUUUGACCCCCUAAACCAGCUAUCAAACCAGGAUCUGCUAAACCAAGAUGAGGAGAAUGAAGAGAGGGAUUCGGGGGGUGACAGAGGAGAGAACAAUGGCUCAGCUGCUGCAUUAGAGGAGCUGCCACUUGCUGAUGGACUGUCUGACUGACUGGACCCAGAAAACUCUGGAUAAAAUCAUGUGACAUUAUAUGGCUUCAUUUAGUCAAUGGCCAGCUUGGUCCAUUGCAGCACUCAGAGAUAAAAGACAUAUCUCCAGCCACCAACUCAUGCAAUAUUCCUCUACUAGAGUGUCAAUCUAUAGUAUAGAUUGGUUUUGUAGACAAAUAGUCCACAUACACAGACACACAUGUACAGUAUCUAUAUCAACACUUAAAGGUUGGUGGUUCCGAUUGUGUUUUUAUAAUCAUAAUGACCACUUACUGCUAUAACACCGAAGUUCAAGUUGUAUAAUGUAAACUUGAGCGUAAACUGGUAGCCAUGACAGCUUACCAUGGGCUUCUUAUGGAUACUCCAAUAUUCUCAUUUUAGAGUGUGUUAAUUCAGCUUCAUUAGAGCAGAAUCUCAUAACUCAGCUCGUGUGUCUGACAACAGCUUCUGUGUGGUAAUGGAACCUUGCUAUUGAUGAUUUUCUUUUUUUUUUAAUAUAGGAGAUAAUUAUUUCCUUCCUCUGUCACUGUUGUUAAUCUGUGAUUCAGAAAUCCCACUCACCUUGGAGGAAAGUUCUUCAAGUAUGCAUAAUCAGAUGGGAAAUUUAUGAAGGCAAUUUGUACUGGCAACCACAAUUCACUAUUGUUUUCUUUGACCGCACCUUUCCUCGCGUUUGUAGUGUCAUAACUUCUCAUUCAUGGUUGUCUAAUUCUGUCCUCGACACACCGGGAGCCUUGGGCCAAAAGAAACCAGCUAGUACCUCAUUUUGUACUCAUUUUCAGGUUUUUAAAUUAACAAUAACAACUAGGACAAAUGCUGGCAAAACUGCAUAAAUGUGCUACGGUAUGGUUGGUUAAAGAUUUAAUUCACCUUCAUGCUGCAGCAACUGAAGAAUUGAUUACAAUCCCCUGGAAUAAAAGCACAAUUUUUUCACAAGGGAACUCCACACUGACCUAUCCACCCACCUAGCCACCACCACAGGCUGAUGCAUGUCAGUCCUAGUUAAAAGAAGCAUCCAGAUAUAGAUUUCAACACUUAUAAUGGUCAUGCUCAAGUCCUAUUUGAAAUGCUCUUGAUUUUUAUAUAUGAAGAUUUCAAAUGGUCCAUAAGCAAAAUGUAAUAUUUCAUGUAUCCUUUUAUGUUUGUUUUGCUUUUGUUUUAAAAACUUACGGAUAAUCAACCUUGAUA